Molecule: messenger RNA, 1407 nt
Organism: Hordeum vulgare subsp. vulgare (domesticated barley)
Lineage: Eukaryota; Viridiplantae; Streptophyta; Magnoliopsida; Poales; Poaceae
Product: dnaJ protein homolog 1-like
Exons: 3
Coding region: 208-1197 (329 amino acids)
Cellular component (GO): cytosol
Molecular function (GO): protein-folding chaperone binding
Source: RefSeq, a predicted model, not a curated record
UCUCCCCCUCCACUCUCCCCUCCGGUCCAAAUAUCCAUCCCUACAUACAAGCCACGCAUCUCGCGCUCCGUUUCCCCAUUAUAGCAGAGCACUGAACAGGUCGCGGCCCCCCGUCCUGAAUCCUCUCGCUCACUCGCUCCACCCCUCCACGUCCCUUGGCUGGUGGCCUGGCAUCGCACGCCGCCUUCCUCGCAACAACGCCGGGCAAUGGGGAACCCACCGGAGCUCUACUACAAGCUGCUCAACAUCACCAAGGACACGCCCCCGCAGGAGAUCAGGGCGGCGUACAGGUGCCUGGUGCGCCAAUGGCACCCCGACAAGCACCCGCCCUCCUCCAAGUCCGAGGCCGAGGACCGGUUCAAGGCCAUCACCCAGGCGUACGAGGCUCUACUCGACCAGCAGGAGAACAGGGCGGUGCUCCGGGCGUGCAACGCCGACGCCGCCGACGCAGGGAGGAGGAGCUGGGCUAGGGCCGAGGAGGGCGCGGCGGCGAUGGCGCGGGGUCCCGAGAGGGCGAGGACGAGCGGAGCGCCGCCGCCCCGCACGCCUCCGGCGAGGGAGUCCCAGAAGGUGUACAGCUCCACGGACAUCGGGGGCGGGGGCCGGCGCGCGUUCGCCGAGUUCUCCAGCUACGUGGUGCGCAAGGCGCCGCCGUUGGAGCGCAAGGUGGAGUGCACCCUGGAGGAGCUCUACGCCGGGUGCAAGAAGGAGGUCAAGUACACCCGCGACGUCGUCACCAAGAACGGGCUGAUUGUCAAGAAGGAGGUGACGCAGACCAUCCGGGUGAAGCCCGGGUGGAAGAAGGGGGCCAAGGUGACGUUCGAGGGCAUGGGCAACGAGCGGCCCGGCUGCCUCCCCGGCGACGCCGUCUUCACCGUGUCGGCCAGGAGGCACAAGGCGUUCAAGCGGCAGGGCGACGACCUGGUGCUCAAGGCCGAGGUGCCGCUGGUGAGCGCGCUCACCGGCUGGUCCUUCUCCUUCCGCCUGCUCGGCGGCGAGAAGGUCAGCUGGUCGUUCCGCGACGAGGUCAUCAGCCCCGGGUACGAGAAGGUGGUCAGGGGGGAGGGCAUGCCCGUCAUCGGCGGCAGGAAGGGCGCGCGCGGGGAUCUGCGGGUCAAGUUCGACGUGGUGUUCCCCAAGAACCUCACCGACGAGCAGCGGAGGGGCCUCGUCGAGAUACUGAGGGGCUGUCCCUGAAGCCCUAAACUGAACUGAGAGCGGACAGCCGAGCAGCUAGCCUACCGGGGAGUGAAAUUUUCUCGCGGCCAUGUCAAUGCACUUUGGGACACAACUGAUGAUCGAUGGUGUCCUUGUACAUAGAGAUUUUGAAUGUGAGAUGUGAGCGACCCUCCUGUUUUUGCAGAUGCAUGGAAGGAUCGAUAAUACACGCAUGGACGGUGGUUGCAA